Molecule: messenger RNA, 2926 nt
Organism: Setaria italica (foxtail millet)
Lineage: Eukaryota; Viridiplantae; Streptophyta; Magnoliopsida; Poales; Poaceae
Product: DEAD-box ATP-dependent RNA helicase 13
Exons: 15
Coding region: 93-2594 (833 amino acids)
Cellular component (GO): nucleolus
Molecular function (GO): nucleic acid binding; RNA helicase activity; ATP binding
Source: RefSeq, a predicted model, not a curated record
ACCCUCGCCGUUUCUUCUCCAGUUCGCCGCCUCUCCGGUUCUCCCCCAUCUGCCGCCACCGCCGCCGCCUCCUUGCGCCACCGCCGCUUCAGAUGGCCGAGCCGCCGGAGCAGGCGUCAUCGGACCCCACCACUCCGCCGCAGGAAGACAACCAAAGCACCAAGACAAAUAGCAAGAAGAAUCGCGGCACGAAGAAAUCGAAGCGAGCCGGCGCCUCCUCGCUGUGCUCCAGCACCAUGGUUGAGGACCCGUUCUUCGUCCUCGCCGGCGGCAAGGAAGGAGGGUUCCUGGAGUUGGAGGAGAUUGACGAGGCGGACUUCGGGAUUGUUGGGGGAUACGUGGAGGAAGUGGGAGCAGAUGAGGGGAAGGCUGGCAAGGAUCGGGGGAAGAAGAAGAAGAAGAGGAAGCGGAAGCGUGGGGGUGAUGACCAGGUCUUGAGUGGCGAUGGCGAUUCUUUUUUGAAACAAUGCGAUGGCGAUUCAGUAGUUGAGAAUGAGCAGGAGGGGGAGAAAGAGAAGAAGAAUGCGAAGGGAAAGAGGGACAGGAAGAAGAGGAAGGUGAAGGAUAGUGAGAAGAGUGGGGAGAGCGGCAAGGACAUAGCUGAUGACGACAAUGCAGAAGACGUGCAAGAUAAAAAUGAGAACAUGGAACAAGAUAAGGAUGAUGAUCUUAUUUUGGGUGAGGAUGAUGUUUUUGCAUGGCACGAACUUAGGCUUCACCCUCUGCUUGUCAAGGCAAUGCGCAGGCUUGGAUUCAAAGAACCAACUCCUAUACAAAAGUCGUCCUUUCCUGCUGCAGCUCACCAAGGCAAGGAUGUUAUUGGUGCAGCCGAGACAGGUUCUGGAAAGACGCUUGCCUUUGGCCUCCCUAUUUUGCAACGUCUCCUUGAGGAGCGAGAAAAGGCCUCAAGAUUACACCAGGAAGACGAAAAAAUGGAGGAAAGUGCUGGGGAAAGCCCUCUUCGUGCUCUUAUUUUGACACCCACCAGGGAGCUUGCCCAACAGGUAUGCGAUCAUCUAAAAGAAGCAGCCAAGUUCUUAGGAAUUGGCGUCAUUCCUAUUGUUGGUGGUAUAUCCAUGGAAAAGCAAGAACGGCUUUUGAAAAACAAGCCUGAAAUUGUUGUUGGAACUCCCGGAAGAUUGUGGGAGCUCAUGUCGAUGAACAAUCAACACCUAGUUGAGCUGCAUUCAUUGUCAUUCUUCGUGUUGGAUGAGGCUGAUAGAAUGAUCGAACGAGGCCAUUUCCACGAAUUACAAUCUAUCAUUGAGAUGCUCCCGCUGACUAAUGGUUCUGAUGAACAAGCUGCAAGAACAAUGCCAAACUGUGAGACUGUGCCAAUCUUGCAAAUAAAGAAGAGGCAAACCUUUGUUUUCUCAGCCACACUUGCACUUUCAUCUAAUUUCCGGAAGAAGCUGAAGCGUGGCUUAUCUACUUCAAAGGCGUCGACUGAUGAUGUAAGCUCUAUUGAAGCCCUGUCGAAGAAGGCUGGAAUGAAACCAAAUGCAGAAAUAGUUGAUCUGACAAAGGCUUCAAUCUUGCCUGAGAAACUUGAAGAAUCUUUUAUUGAGUGCAGUGAAGAGGAUAAGGAUGCCUAUCUGUAUUAUAUACUGAGUGUUCAUGGGCAAGGUCGAGCAAUAAUUUUUUGUACAUCAAUCGCUGCAUUACGCCACAUUUCCUCCAUAUUGCGCAUUCUUGGUAUUAAUGCCUUGACAAACCAUGCUCAAAUGCAACAAAGGGCUCGCAUGAAGGCCGUGGAUCGUUUCCGUGGAAGUGAGAAUUCCAUUUUGGUCGCAACUGAUGGAUUUGCAAGGGGUAUGGAUUUUGAUGAUGUGCGAACAGUUAUCCAUUACCAGUUGCCACAUUCAACUGAUGUUUAUAUCCACAGAAGUGGAAGGACAGCACGCAAAUCAUUGGCUGGCUGCAGCAUUGCAUUAAUCUCUUCUGCUGACAAGUCGAAGUUUUACUCUCUUUGUAAGUCAUUGUCAAAGGAGAACCUCCAGCAAUUUCCUAUAGAUCAUGCUUACAUGCCUGCAGUAAUGAAUAGGCUCUCGCUUGCUCGGCAGAUUGACAAGAUUACACGCAAAAAUUCACAGGAAAAUGCUAACAAAUCCUGGCUUCAGAGGAAUGCUGAAUCCAUGGGAUUGAUAUUGGAGACCAGUGACAGUGAAGAAGAACGUGUAAAGGGCCACAAGCAACGAAAGGCAACUUCUGCACAUCUCCAAAAGCUUCAACAGGAAUUGAGUGAUCUUUUGCAACGCCCGUUGCAGCCUAAUACUUUUUCACGACGCUAUUUGGCUGGGGCUGGAAUUUCACCAUUACUUCAGAAGCAACUAGAAGAGUUGGCCAAGAGAAAAGUAAGCAACAAUAGAAGCAAGACUGAGAAUAAAGGGUCUCGAUUUGUUGUUAUUGGGCAGGAUCGUGUCGAACCCUUACAAGCACUUCAGAAUUCUGGGCAAGAGGUCUGUGUCAACUUAGACAAACAAAGAGAAAAGCGAAGACUUGCUCAGAACUGGAAGCAAAAGAAGCAUGAAGAAAAGAAACGUUCGCGGGAGCAGAAGAGAAAGGAGAAAAGAAAAGCUAAAGCGAUGGACUAAAUAACAGGUGAAAGAUGGGCCUGUUUGCGGGAAGGUUACCUUGCCCAACUGCUCCAUUCGUGGAAUUCCUUCAGAGCCUGCACGAAUUCCUUUUAGGAAUGCACUCACCAAUGUUUUAGCCACAUACAUUUGGUGUGCGGUGUGCCAAGUUAGCACUAGGCCUUAAGCAAGAUUGAGUAGGUGGGUUAAUAUGCUGUUUUGCGGCACAGGAUAAUGAAGUUAGCACGGGCACCGCGAGAUGAUCUCUGUAACAUGUGGAUGUUAUAUCACAUUUCGUAUUCAAAGCUGCUACAAAUUUAUACAUCUUUCGCCAUAUCUUUUCCCUGGUGGUA